Messenger RNA from Penicillium brasilianum, 2606 nucleotides. The record is from the annotation of a GenBank genome assembly. NCBI's taxonomy places the organism in Eukaryota, Fungi, Ascomycota, Eurotiomycetes, Eurotiales, Aspergillaceae.
CCAGGGCUGGCGAGGUGAUGACUCGACUUGUCUUACCACAUCCGAGUCCAUCGACUUUCGAGCUGACAAUAUCAAGGCCGCGGAACGUAUGGAUGACCCAAGAUGGAUAACGCAAUCCCGAUGGACUCAUCUUGUCAGCGGAGGAAACCGACCCUUGCGUGCGAAAAAUGCCGUGUCCUCAAGGUGAAAUGUAUCCGACCCGAGGAGGGACAGCCUUGUACCAAAUGUGUCAGGUCAAACUCUCAAUGCGUAGUUCCCGAACCGAAACAGAGAGCUCGAACUUCACAACGAGCAAAGCCGCGACUGCUCGAUCUUGAGUCCAAGCUCACCGAUAUACUCGGUCUUCUUUCGCGCUCGAAUGCCCCCAUGUCCGAAGAGGAGUUAUCCGUGCAUGCAGAUUUGGGAUUGCCUGCAAUUCACGGAUAUCCUAGCGAUAGUUCACACCGAACGACUGGAUGCAUGAGCGCAGAGUACCUGGGUAAUUCUGAAUCGAUUGAAGGUUUGGAGUCGGGCAAAACGCAGAUCACAACCGAAAAUAUCCUGGAACAUCCGUGGGACUCAUCUAUUGCCAUUAGUGCCCCGUGGAUAAUUGAUUUGGGACUCGGUCCUGUCGUCCUCGAACAUCUUCUGGACAGAUUCCGCAGCAUGGUAUCUUGUUUUCCAUUCGUACGGCUUUCGAAUGACUGUACUGCUGCAUCAAUGGCUAAAGAUCGACCUUUUCUAUUGCUUGCAGCUGUUGCUGCUGCUUCCUCAAAGUACUGUCACCUGCAGGAUGCUCUGAUCAGACGAUUCAAAGAGUCCCUAAGUGAGCGGGUAAUUAUGGCCGGCGAGAAGGACCUAGACUUGCUCCAGGGGCUACUUGUCCACCUUGCCUGGUUCCAUUUCCAUUUUGUUCCAGGGAGUCAGCAAGCCUACCAGUACAUCCAAAUUGCAAUCAGCAUGGUCAUUGACCUUUGCCUUGAUCAUAAGGCUGCGGACCUGCUUGAGCAGCGAAUUGAUCUUGGCGAUACGUAUACCCUGGAAGCGUGCCGUGCACAUAUAGGUUGCUAUUACAUGUCUAGCAUAAUCACAAUGGCUUCCGGGAAGCCCAACAAUCUUCCAUUCCACAAGGAUAUGCUUAGAUGCGCGAUGAUGCUGCAACAACAACCACAGUUUGAGACUGACCUCUUGAUAUACCCGGCGAUCAAGGUUUCGCAGUUCACCGAGGAAGUCUGUGAGACUUACCAGUUGGAAGGAAUUCAUGGCUCUCGGUUGCACAUUCAUGCAGAGCGAUUGAUGACGUGGCUGGAAGAAUGGUGGUCGUCCCUAUCGAUGGAUGUUCGCAACACGGGUAGGAAUUUCUCAGGUAUUGAUAAUCAACGGCUAUUAUGCUGCCAAAAUCCGAAUCCAAGAGAUGGGCUUGGUCUAUUGCUACGGACGGAGAAGACCGCUGUCUCCGAAAACGCAGGAAGGUUCUACUCUAUUAUCCGCACAUCCGAUGGUCAUAAACAACUUGAUCAAAUGUCUCAGUUCGGCUAAAGAAUAUCUUGAUCAUUUCUGCGCCCUUCCAGCUUCGGAGCACAGGACCUUGCCAUUCUCCGCUUGGUAUCAGGUUAUUUUCACAGUAUUUGUACUGUACAGAUUGUCCGUUGGGCUGCCAGAAGUACCUCAGUGGGACGUGGAGAUUGCACAACAAACUCUGGAUCUACGAUACUACAUUGAUACACUAUUGUCUCACUUACAGGAAAUAAAGCCAUUGCCAGACAGGAAAAUUCCGACCAAGAGCCUCUUUACGAGGUUGCCCGAGAUUAUAGGAAGUGUGAGGACUUCUUAUGCAUUGGCCAAAGAGAACCCUGCAGAGGUUCGUGAUAGCCACCAUGCUCACCACGACCUUAUGUCUUCAAAUAACGCAUCUCCAUGUGUGCGACCGUUGCACCGCUGCCCUGGAAUGCGGUAUUCAAGCCGUCACGUCGAUGAUGCUCAGGGUCGACCGGGACUACAAAGCGCUAUUGCUACUGAAGUCCAGAAUAUAGAAGAGGAGACAAUUUGGGGUGAUAUUCUAUUCAUGGACACAUUUCCUAGCAUGACAGAUCCAUCAUCUGUACAGGGUUGACAAGUCAUCCAUGUUUCCAGACCUCAAACCCGCCAAACUGCGAUUCCAACACAGCACAGCGUUACCUCAGAUCUCGUCAGGGAAGACGUGAGUGGAAAUUUUGUUUCCGACCGAAUCGUAUCGCGGGGGAAAGACAUUGAAAAGCCCAUCAACAUCCCGUGGUUCAAAAUCAAGCGACAAUGCCGCUUGAAUGAGAAUGUCCAGCCCAAAAGUCUCUUUGAUCCAGUGUGCAACCAUAUCCAUCCCCGCCACAGCUCCACUCCCAGUCCAAAUGUUGCCGUCGAUAAUCCACUUCUUCUCCUUCGUCCAAUUGACAUUUGGGUACUUGUUUUUAACCCAAUUGAACUCGAGGUUAUUGACUGUAGCCCUUCUGCCAUCUAUAGCGCCAGUAGCAGCAACGACAGCGGAACCGGUACAAGUCGUAAAGAGUAACUUCCCAGAAGCAACAUGGCGACGAAUUAGAUCCUGCAAUUUCGGAGGAAGGUUGGUUUCCCUAGGACUAUCCCCACCGACG